Messenger RNA from Cooperia oncophora, 423 nucleotides. Lineage: Eukaryota; Metazoa; Nematoda; Chromadorea; Rhabditida; Trichostrongylidae. The record is from the annotation of a GenBank genome assembly.
AUGAACACGUUACCAUUGCUAUGUUUGCUUUUCGUCGCUCAACAGUGCUACUCCCAGUACCUGUACUACUACUAUCCAGUGGCAAACACGCCACUGUAUUACUAUCCAACUACCGCUCUUCUACAACCAACUACAGUGAACCCAAAUGACGUGCAGCAACAGCAACAACUUUAUUAUAAUCCCGGAGCAAACCAACAGCCAAUCCAGCAAGGGCAACCUCAGUACAGUCAGACCUAUCCUGGACAGCAAUAUGAUCAGUCGUUGCAGUACCCUCAACAACAGCAACAACUACAGUACUAUACUCCACAGCAGGUCCUACAAGGCCAGCAACAAGUAUAUACUCAGCAAGGCGUCGGACCAGCUCAGCCAGGUCAACAGACGACCAGUUUAUCGACCAAUUCCGCUAACAAUGGACGAAAAUAA